UUGUACAGCCGACUUUGCUAGCGAUGGUUCACUGACAAAUUACGCUCUCAUUUGCCGAGACGAUAGUCAGCAUAGCCUUCAGCUACGUUAUUUGCUACGACCUAGCAAGGCGCCAUGAUCAGUUUCUAUUGAUAUUGUAAAUUAGGUACCGUCACGAGCGAUGUCCAUCAUUAAUGCAUUAAAGUUAAGUAUUCCACCAACUACGUCCGUUUUUCUCAAUUCUAAUUCCCUUGUCAUUUUCCAGACUUCACGCCAGCCUGCGUGAGCUACAACGCGUGCAUUUCGGCCUCCUUUAAUAACCUUGUGUUGGCUCUCGUGCCAACCACAACAUUGGCGACGAGAGUAAAAGUGUUCUUAUUUAAAUUGCCCUGAUUUACUUGUGUAAUGGCUUCGCCACAAUCUCCAGAUGUACUGUCCGAAUUUUAUCGCUUACAGAAUCAGCAAAUGCAGGCCUUACUGGAUGCCCUUGGACAGCUCCUCCAGGGUCAACGUGCGAUGAAAAACGAUGCGACAGCAGCCGCUUCACCGCUAACGCAGCCGCAACACGCUGUUGCACCCACUUUUCGACCUUUUGAUGCUGCACUGGAAAGCUGGACGGAGUGGUCCCACCAAUUUGGAUUCCAUUUCGCCGCCUACAGAAUUCAAGCGACGGUGCCGUCCGGUCAGCGCCCUGGGGAUCCAUCUACUGUCUCGCCUCAGCCCCAGGUGUUACCGACGCUGCCUUCCAUUUUGCCCCAUGGCGACGCGCCGCCACCGCCGCCUAUUCUCCCACCGGCGACGCCUGCAGUGGACGCUUCGCUGCAACCGCCGGGCGCCUCCCUGGGUCACGCGCCACCGAUCGCUUCCCGUGACCAGUUGUCCUCCGACAUGGAAUUCUUGCCCGCUCCGGACUGUACGUCGUCUUCGCCCGUCGGGUGCCCCGGCCCGAUGGAGGUCGACCCUUCGGCCCCUCCUGUCUCUCUGCGGGCGCAUACACCGCAUGUUGGCGUGCACUCUGGAGCAGGUUUUCAGGCGUUUCCUAGCUCCCCGCGGUCCGAAUGGCAGGGUGCGGGUGGCACAGCCUCGCCUGUUGUUAGGCUCUCCACCUCGUCGCAUACGUCAACAUGCGUUCCUCUCCAUGGCGGGCGGAAGCCUUAUGCCACAACCGUACGCCGAUUUGCGGAGUAGGAAUGUGGUGUCACCGCCAGACACCACACUUGCGAGGUGGUAGCCUUUAAAUCGGCCGCGGUCCGGUAGUAUACGUCGGACCGGCGUGUCGCCACAAUCAGUGAUUGCAGACCGAGCGCCGCCACACGGAAGGUCUAGAGAGACUUCCUAGCACUCGCCCCAGUUGUACAGCCGAAUUUGCUAGCGAUGGUUCACUGACUAAAUACGCUCUCAUUUGCCGAGACGAUAAUUAGCAUAGCCUUCAGCUACGUUAUUUGCUACGACCUAGCAAGGCGCCAUUAUCAGUUACUAUUGAUAUUGUGAACUAUGUACCGUCAAAACCGACGUUCAUCAUUAAUGGAUUAAAGUUAAGUAUUCCACCAGCUA
This is a messenger RNA of Schistocerca gregaria, 1533 nucleotides long. Its product is annotated as MAPK-interacting and spindle-stabilizing protein-like. The record is from RefSeq and is a predicted model, not a curated record. The transcript is spliced from 2 exons. Bases 385 to 1167 code for a protein of 260 amino acids. NCBI's taxonomy places the organism in Eukaryota, Metazoa, Arthropoda, Insecta, Orthoptera, Acrididae.